This is a messenger RNA of Knipowitschia caucasica, 4998 nucleotides long. The record is from the annotation of a GenBank genome assembly. NCBI's taxonomy places the organism in Eukaryota, Metazoa, Chordata, Actinopteri, Gobiiformes, Gobiidae.
AUGUUAACAACUAACUCUAAGGGUCAUUACGGCUCUGAGGUGAACAUGUCGUCGCAGCAGGAGGAGUCGGCGGAGCAGCGGCUGCACCUCCUCUCUGACCUCCUCUGUGACCUCUGUGACCCCGGGGCCCAGAACACAGAGGAGGUGCUCGGGGUGGAGACGCUCCUCGACCUCCUUCUCUGCUUUUGCUGUGAGUGCAGCACGACUCCUCUUAGGAAGGAGCGCCACGUGCAGGAGUUUCUGCAGCAAGUGGCUCCCUUCACAGACAGACUGAAGAGGCUCCGUUUGCAUCGAGAUGAUUUCGAAAUCCUCAAAGUGAUCGGCCGAGGAGCGUUCGGGGAGGUUGCCGUGGUGAAGUUAAAAAACACUGAAAAGGUUUUUGCCAUGAAAAUCCUCAACAAGUGGGAAAUGUUAAAGAGAGCCGAGACGGCGUGUUUCAAAGAGGAGCGAGAUGUUCUGGUGCGAGGAGACUCUCAGUGGAUCACAACACUGCACUACGCUUUCCAGGAUGACAACUACCUGUACCUGGUGAUGGACUACUAUGUGGGGGGAGACCUCCUCACCCUUCUGUCUAAGUUUGAGGACCGUCUUCCUGAAGACAUGUGCCGCUUCUAUGUGGCUGAGAUGGUCCUCGCCAUUAACUCUGUGCACGAGAGAGGCUACGUCCACAGAGACAUCAAACCUGACAACGUGCUGCUGGACGUCAACGGACACAUCCGAUUGGCCGAUUUCGGAUCCUGCCUGAGGAUGCUCAAAGACGGAACGGUCCAGUCCUCUGUUGCCGUGGGAACACCAGACUACAUCUCCCCAGAGAUCCUGCAGGCCAUGGAGGCGGGUCGAGGUCGUUAUGGUCCAGAGUGUGACUGGUGGUCUCUGGGCGUCUGCAUCUACGAGAUGCUCUAUGGAGAGACCCCCUUCUACGCUGAGAGUCUACUGGAGACCUACGGCAAGAUCAUGAACCAUCAGCGGCUCACGUUCCCCGCCCACAUCUCGGAUGUGUCGGACUCUGCCCGGGACCUGAUCCAGUCCCUGCUCUGUCCCCGAGAGACCAGACUGGGUCUCAGAGGGAUCCAGGACUUCAGGGACCACCCCUUCUUCACUGGGAUUGACUGGGACCAAAUCCGGACCAGACCGGGUCCCUAUGUCCCAGAGGUCUCCUCCCCCACCGACACCUCCAACUUCGAUGUGGACGACGAGACCCUGAAGAACCCAGAGGUCUCGGCUGCUCUGACCCUCAACAGUUUCUCAGGACAACAGCUGCCAUUCGUGGGCUUCACCUACACCUGUGAAAGUGGGCGUGGCCUGAGUGGGCGUGGCUCCACCGCUGUGAAGGGGGAGGGGCUUCAGUCCCAGGGAGCGGAACUUCAGCAGAAGAUUCAGACACUGGAGAGAGAGAAGCAGGAGCUGAACGCCAAGCUGUCAGAGUUCUCACAGCCUCAGACUCGAGCUGGAACUUUGUCUCGAGAAAAAGAAAUAAAAAAACUCAACGAAGAAAUUGAGCGUUUGAAGAAGAAGCUGUCAGCUUCUGACCGGCUGGAGAAGCAACUGGAGGAGGCGGUCUCUCAGCGUCAAGACGAAAGCUCCGCCUCCAAACUGAGGACGCUGGAAAAACAAGUGAAAAGCCUGAAACAGGAGAAAGAGGAGGCGAGCAAGCAACUGCAGGAGGCCCUUGAGCGCCUCCGUUCUCAGCAUAAGGAGCUGAGAGAAGCGCACAGACUGAGGAAACAGGCAGUUACAGAGUUCUCAGACCUCAGCGAGACCAUGGACCAGCAGAGGACCAUGGAGAAGAAACUGAACCGGACCAUCAGGGACCAGGGGGAGCAGAUCAAGGACCAGGAGGAGCGCAACCGGGACCAGGCCCAGAAGAUCCAGCUCCUUCAGAGAGCGAGCGAGGAGAACCGGAGGAGCGAGGCCCGCAUUCAGGAGCUGGAGGCGCUGUUGGACUCUGAGAAGAAGCUUCGACACAGUGAGGAGUUCAGCCGUGAGCUGCAGAGCUCUAAGAUCCAGGGGGCGGAGCUUACGGAGCUUCUGCGGUUGAAGGCGGAGCUUGAUCAUGCUCUGACCAAUCAGGACGAGCUGCAGCGGAGAGACUCCGCCCACUGUGCAGAGAUCAAAGAGCUGCGCUUCCAGCUCCAGCAAUCGGAGAACACCACAUUGUCGGCCAAUCAGGAGCUGCGCAGCCUGAGGGAGCGGCUGGAGAGAGCCAAUCAGGACAGUGACCAGGAGGAGGCGCUGUCAUCUCUGAAGGAGAAACAUGAGAAAGAAAAGCGAGAGUUACGAGAAGAGAACCUCAAACUGACAUCUGAGUCGGACAAGCUGUGCUCGCUCGUGGACCGUCUCACAGAUCAGACUCGUGAGUUGGAGGCGGAGCUUCAGGAGGCGACGUGCAAAAAGGAAAGUGUGAGUCACUGGGAGGCGCAGAUCUCUGAGAUCAUCCAGUGGGUCAGUGAUGAGAAAGAUGCUCGUGGAUACCUUCAGGCUCUGGCCUCAAAGAUGACGGAGGAACUGGACACUCUGAAGAGAGACGGCAACAAGACCUCACAGGACCCCCUGUGGAAGCUGCGGCGCUCUCAGAAGCUGGACAUGUCGAUGCGACUCGAGCUGCAGUCUGCGCUGGACUCAGAGAUCAAAGCAAAACAAGUGCUACUGGAAGAACUGAGGAGGGUCAAAGGUCACUGCAACCGCCUGGAGAGUAAAGUCAAAGAUUUGGAGCAAAACAAUAAACAAACUCAGGACCAACUGCAGAGUCUGCAGCAGGAGCUGGACCAGAACCGGUCCUCAGGUCUACAGUUGGACUUCCAGGACUCCAUAUUUGAGUAUUUCAACACCUCUCCUGUGGGACCAGACCUCAGCUUCAAACCUUCAGACCUGGACUCCUCGCCCAAAGAGACCACACCCCCUUCACCUGCGUCACCUGAGCAACAGGAAGUGACAUCACCGCCUGUAAGACCUGCCCCCCCUGUCCCAGACCACGCCCCCCUGCAGCCGCGCUCGCACCAGCUCAGCCUGAAGACCUUCAGUUCUCCUCCUCACUGCUCCCACUGCAGUGCUCUGGUCAUCGGCCUCACCAGGCAGGGCUACGGCUGCGAGGUCUGCUCAUUUGUGUGUCAUGUGACCUGCCGAGACAACGCCCCUCAGAUCUGUCCAAUCCCAACGGAGCAUCGACCAGUGGGCGUCGACCUCCAGAGAGGCAUCGGGACGGCCUACAAGGGCUAUGUGCGGGUGCCUAAACCCUCAGGGGUGAAGCGUGGCUGGCAGAGGGUGUGGGCUGUGGUGUCGGACGCACGGCUGUUUUUCUACGACGUUCCAGAAGCAAAAUCCACUCAACCAGGAAACUCCGCCUCCAUGGUGCUCGACCUGAGGGAUGAGUUCUUCUCGGUCUGCUCGGUGCUUCAGUCUGAUGUAAUCCAUGCGCCUCGCAAAGAUGUCCCCUGCAUCUUCAAGGUCCAGGUGGGGUCUCCAGAGUCCGGUCUUGGCCCAGUCUCGGUCCUGGUCUUGGUGGACUCGGAGCAGGAGCAGAGAAAGUGGUUGAAGGUUCUGGAAAGUCUCCACGUUCUGCUGAAGCAGAACCAAAUGAUCCAUCGCCCCGUGCAGCGCCCCCUAGAGGUGUACGACCCCUCACUGCCCAUGAUCAAGAGCACGCUGUCCGCUGCCAUCUUGGAUAAGGAGCGUGUGGUCCUGGGCACAGAGGACGCUCUGUUUGUGGUGGAGCUCAGUCGAGACGUGAUUGUUCGAGCUGCAGACGCUAAGAGAGUCCACCAGGUGGAACUGGUCCCUCAGGAGAACCUGGUGGUCCUGGUCUGUGGUCGGACUAAACAAGUUCAUCUCCAGUCCUGGUCCGAACUCGACGGUUCUGAGUCCGGAUUCGACAUCAAACUGACGGAGACCAAAAACUGCCAGGCCAUGACCACGGGCACCACGGGCUCCAGACCCACCGGGAUGUCCUGCCUCGUCACCGCCGUCAAGCAGAAGGUCCAGUUCUUCGAGCUGUCACGGUCGAAGCCGUACUACCGCCUGCUGUGGGCUGUGCAGGCGCCCGGUCACGUGCAGUGGCUUGGUCUGGUCCUGGACCGAGUCUGUGUGGGUUUUCCCGGGGGCUUUGCGCUGCUUGCCCUGCAGGGAGAGUCCAGUCCUGUGUCCCUGGUCUGGCCUCAGGACCCGAGUAUGGUCUUCCUGUCCCAGACGCCCCUAGAUGCGAUGCACGCCGCUGCGUUGGUCCAGUCUGACGAGAUCCUGCUCUGCUUCAGUCACACCGGGAUCUAUGUGACCCACCAGGGCAAGAGGUCACGGGCCCGGGAGUUGAUGUGGGCCGCCACCCCUACAGCCUUCUGCUCCAGUUCGGCUCAUCUCACCGUCUACAGCGAGUAUGGAGUCGACAUCUACGACCUGCACACGUCAGACUGGAUUCAGACCAUUCCCGUCAGAAAGCUGCGUCCCUUAAACACUGAUGGAUCCUUGAAUCUUAUCAACUCUGAUCCUCACAGACUCAUCUACCUCCAGAAAACAGAGGGAGGUGUCUGGGGAGAGGGAGACCUGUUGUUGCCGGGGGUAACGGAGAGUAGCAGGAAGCUCAUGGUUCGAACGCGGAGCAAAAGAAAAUUUCUGUUUAAACUUCCAGAAGAAGAACGUCAACAGCAGAGGAGGGACAUGCUCAGGGACCCAGACCUUCGCUCUAAGAUGAUCUCAGGACCAAUGAACUUCAACCACAUCUCACACAUGGGACCAGGAGACGGGAUGCAGAUCCUGAAGGACCUGCCGCUGAGUGUUUCUCCUCAGGAGCAGGAGCCGAUGCUUCGCUCCAGACCAGUGUCCAUUGCAUCCAGACGCAGCAAACAGCACAGGACCUCAGAUCUGGGAGGCGGAGUCUCCUCUCGGCUGGAGCUGGAUCCUGAUCUGGAGGACUCGGAUUCUGUGAAGCUGUCGUCAACAAGUUCCAACCCGAGCAGCCCCCCCUCCCCUGAACUCGACCUUGACCUAAACCUGACCCACUUCACCUGA